CACCGGCUGGCGAUGGAGGCGCGCGCGCGGGAGGAGGAGGAGGCGCGCUGGCGGGAGGGGAAGGUGGACGUCGAGAUGCUGCGCCGCAUAUUCGAGAACAUGGACAAGGACGGUGACGGCGAGGUCGAGCUGUCCGAUUUCCUCACCUCCUCCCAGAACGGCUCCGAGCUCCGCCGGCUGCUGCGCGGCGGCGGGUACCGAGCGGCGACCGCGGGCAGCCGCCAGUCCACCGCGGCCGCCGGGCCGAGGCGGAAGUCGUCCGUCGCCAGAGACGCGGACGGAAGUCCCAAACGAGCGUCGUUUGCGCUCGCCCCCGACCAGGGAACGACUGAAGUUUCGCCCGCGUCCGCGGCGCGUCAUGGCGUGUCCCGGGGGGGGUCCGAG
This is a messenger RNA of Prorocentrum cordatum, 384 nucleotides long. The record is from the annotation of a GenBank genome assembly. Lineage: Eukaryota; Dinophyceae; Prorocentrales; Prorocentraceae.